Funneliformis mosseae is the source of this 414-nucleotide messenger RNA. Lineage: Eukaryota; Fungi; Glomeromycota; Glomeromycetes; Glomerales; Glomeraceae. The record is from the annotation of a GenBank genome assembly.
GAGAAUGGGAGUUUUCCGCAAAAGCUACAGCAACAAAAACGAUUGGCCAAGAAUAUCCGAGUUCCUUUCUUACAGUUUGCUGGCACAAGCGGACAAUUAUUGAUUGAAGACCUGGUGGAAGGUUUUUAUAUCGUUUUUCCCGGGCCUAAAUUUGAGUUGCCAACGAAACUUAAGAGUAUUGGAAAGCUGAAGACAUGUGUCAGUGUUAUUAAAUCAGUCAUGGAUAUGUAUGUGAAAAUAUGCAAGACCAUAGAAAAUAUAGAAACAUCACAUAAUGAUUUCGACGAUAUUUUCGAUGAUGAUGCAGUCAAGCCUAUCACUCUUAGUAAAUACAAUCAUAUUUGUAAACCGUGGUGGACUCCGAAAAAAAGUUAUCAUCCUGACGGAGGAGGUGGCUUCCUUUGCCCUACUUAG